This is a messenger RNA of Penicillium pulvis, 3073 nucleotides long. Its product is annotated as GTPase-activating protein RGD2. Gene Ontology annotation, cellular component: cytoplasm; cell division site; division septum. The transcript is spliced from 5 exons. The record is from RefSeq and is a predicted model, not a curated record. Gene Ontology annotation, molecular function: GTPase activator activity. NCBI's taxonomy places the organism in Eukaryota, Fungi, Ascomycota, Eurotiomycetes, Eurotiales, Aspergillaceae. Gene Ontology annotation, biological process: cytoskeleton organization; small GTPase-mediated signal transduction. The coding region runs from base 68 to 2749 and encodes 893 amino acids.
CGCUGCCGACUACCUAAUUCGGGUUAAUUCAACAAAGUGAACCGUGUUCCUGCCGGUCGCUGUCACAAUGCCUGGCUUUGCGGACUCGUUCUGGACGCCCGAUUAUGCCUCGGGUCUCGGCGUCCUCUACGGGAAGUUGCAGCAGGGAGUGGCAGAGAAUAAGCAGAUUUUGCUGAUUGCAUCUAUGCGGGCAGAUGCAGAGGAGCAGUAUGGUCUCCGCAUGGGAGAAAUCGCACCGAGCGUGGAUCGGUUAUCUGCCGCAGGUUUCGGCAAGGACGACGGCGCUAGUGUGAGAAAGGCAUACGAAGGUGUCCGUACUGAGAUGAUUGAGGCCUCUCGGAAUCAUCAGAAGAUCGCCAACAACAUUCGCGAACUUGUCGUGGCUCCAUUCCGCCGUUGGGGCGAGCAGCAUGAAUACAGAGUUCAGGCUUCUCAUGAUAACCUCCAGGGGCGGAUCAAGGAACAUUCGAAGCAGGUUGAAUUGGUUAAGAAACUUCGCAGCACUUACUUCAACAAGUGUCGGGUAGUGGAAGAUCUGGAGGAGGAGAACAAGCUUGCUUUCCAGGACCCUGAGACAAGUCCCAAGGUCAAGCCGACGCCGAAGAUCGUUCUUCCCACCGAGGAGGAGCCUGAAGAUGAGGAGCCGGUUGAACUGGGAGAUCGCGUCUAUGGUCCAGAGGAUUUCAAGAAGAUUCUGCUGCAUAUGCUGAACAACAUCAGAAUUGGCGAGGCUAAGGUGCCUAUUAUUGGUACGUAUCAGAAUGUCUCCACCGGUGCGGAUAUUGUGGAGUACGUUCAGAGAUACAUGGAGGCCACCAACCUGGCACAGGCAGAACGCAUCGGACAGGAUCUUGUGGACGGUGGCUUUUUGCGCUUGGUCGGCAACAUGGGUAGUGUUUUCGCCAACAGCUCGAAGAUGAACUACCAGUGGCGCUCCAGAGUCUUCCAACUCACUGGCAUUCCUGAGAAGAAGAAGCCUCUAAUGCGGGUCGCCUCUGCGGCUUCUGGGGCUUCUUCAAAUGACGAUAUUGUCGACUCUCCAAUGUCUUCAGUCUCGGAAAUGAUUGCGGGCUGGAACCCCCUCAACAACCCUUACCCGAACGAAACUCCGGCGGAGAAGCUGCGGAGAGAGGCUUUGGAAGCCGAUGAACGCUACAAGGCUGGUGUGCGAAAGCUCGAUCAGCUUCGAUGCCGCCUUGAGGAGGACGUUAUUGAUAACUUGCGAUUCAUGGAGCAGUGCGAGCUGGACCGCCUCAAGGCUAUCAAGGCGGUGGUUCUUGACUUCUCUGGCGCCAUUAGCAACGUCAUCCCCAAUCUUCAAAGCACUGUCGAUCAUAUGAUGCUGUAUCAGGAGACGAUUCAGCCGCUGGGAGAUUUGAGAUAUCUCCUGGAGAACUACCGUACUGGUGGCUUUGUCCCUCGAGUACAGGCCUAUGAAAACUACUAUGGAUCCGUUGAAGAGCAAAAUUUCGGCGUCGAUCUUGAAGCCAGAGCUCGUGUGGACCGCAAGCGUGUCCCAAUCUUGGUGACGACUCUUUUGACAUACCUGGACAACCGUUACCCUGAACUCGAGGGCGACGAAGCCCGUCGUGGUAUCUGGCUGCACAAUCCUAAGUUGUCUCACACGCAUCAGUUGCGCAACGCGCUGAACAACAGCAAAGCGGACUAUCAUGAAAUCCUCCCGACAUUUGAGAUACCCACCGUUGCUAGCGUUCUGAAAUUGUACCUUCUUGAGUUGCCCGACUCUCUUGUUUCCUCGCAAGUCUACGAAAUCGUCAAAACGAUCUACUCGACCACCGCUCACGAGACCACGGAAGAGGGACGAAUUAAGGUCCUGCAAAGUACGCUUGGACAACUUCGUCUCGUAAACAUUGCCACGCUUGAUGCCAUCAUGACCCACUUCACACGCCUGAUCGACUUGACUUCUGCCGAUGAACAGUACAUUGCCGCAAUUGCACAGGUCCUGUCGCCAUGUAUUCUCCGCCCUCGCAUUGAGAGCAGCCUCACAAUGGAUGAGCGCCACAGCUACCGCCUGAUCCGUGACCUGUUUGCGCACAAAGACGCCAUCUUUGGCGAGCUUAAGCGCCAGUCCAGUGCACUGGGCAUUUCAACUUCCAGCCGCCCGAGGGCAAUCAGCACCGAUGAGAGCAACCGACGUGCCGCAAUGGAGGCUCGCCAGCGCGCCAUCGUCAAUCGCAGCCGCGCUACCAGCCCUUCAAACCGUCAACGUCACCGUCGGGACCGCUCCAGUGGCGCUUCUGAGACUGGUCGAUUCCCCAUCAAUGUUGCAGCCAGCCCGGCUGAUCGCCGAGCCGCUGCUGCGACCCGCCCCAGCCUCGAUGUCCCCAUUAGCAAUGGAUCCCCUACUGUGCCCGAACACCCUCCAACUGUGAACACCCAGAUUGUUGAGGUUGCAACCAACGGCAUGACCGACUCUCCAGCUUCGGCAGCUAUCACUAGCGCCAGUGCCUCAGAGGGCUCUGAUAGCCCUCCUCCCCCGGAGACUGCCUCAGAUGGUUCCCCUACCCCAACACCCACCCCAGCUCCCGCAGCUACCGAAUUUGAAAAACGCGCCUCCAUUCCUCGCUCAACUGGUGGCCGGUACACCCGCAAGCCCGGCCUCGGAAGUCUUUCUAGCUUCCCAACCGGAUCUGCCGUUGGCGCCACAGGCACCGAUAGCAACCGAAGCAGCAUCGCUGAAAGCGAGCCCAAGGGUGUAACUCUGGAAGACAAGCCCAUGGAUGAUUAAAUGAUGCACUUUGACAUUCUCGGGAGAGAAUAAUACGUCUCAAAGACUUUGUAUAGCGACACGUCUUUUGAAGCACUUGAUCUCCUCCCUCUUGACUUUUUAAAAAAGAUUUUUCCGCGUUGUCAUGCCUUUUCUAUGCAUGCAUGCAUACAUACCCUUCUCUGCCCUGCCUUGCCUGCAUGUGCUAUUCGUCAAAUACCUAAGAGCCCUCCUGAUUAUACUGGUCUGUUUCUCCUUGGAAUUGUCUUUUCUUCUUAUCUUAUGUUUGUGAUGCAUCUCUUUUUUCCUUGUGCUCGCCUUUUAGUUCGCACCCUGUAUGUAUAC